AUGUUCGCUGCUCGUCAGUCCCUCAACCUCCUCCAGAAGCGUAGCUUCUCCGCUUCUGCCAGCCAGGCCUCCAAGGUUGCCGUUCUCGGUGCCGCCGGUGGCAUUGGCCAGCCCCUGUCCCUGCUCAUGAAGCUCAACCCCCUUGUCACUGACCUCGCCCUCUACGAUAUCCGCGGUGGACCUGGUGUCGCUGCCGAUGUCAGCCACGUCAACACCAACAGCACCGUUAAGGGCUACGAGCCUACCCCCUCUGGCCUCCGCGAUGCUCUCAAGGGCUCCGAGGUUGUCCUCAUCCCUGCCGGUGUUCCCCGCAAGCCCGGCAUGACCCGUGAUGACCUCUUCAACACCAACGCCUCCAUUGUCCGCGACCUCGCCAAGGCCGCCGCUGAGGCUGCUCCCGAGGCUAACAUCCUCGUCAUCUCCAACCCCGUCAACUCUACCGUCCCCAUCGUUGCCGAGGUCUACAAGUCCAAGGGUGUCUACAACCCCAAGCGCCUCUUCGGUGUCACCACCCUGGACGUUGUCCGUGCCUCCCGCUUCAUCUCCCAGGUCAAGGGCACCAGCCCCGCCAACGAGAACGUCACCGUCAUCGGUGGCCACUCCGGUGUGACCAUCGUUCCCCUCCUCUCCCAGUCCAACCACCCCGACAUCUCCGGCACCGUCCGUGACGAGCUGGUCAACCGCAUCCAGUUCGGUGGUGACGAGGUUGUCAAGGCCAAGGACGGUGCUGGUUCCGCCACCCUCUCCAUGGCCAUGGCCGGUGCUCGCUUCGCCGACUCCCUCCUCAAGGCCGCCAACGGCGAGAAGGGCAUCGUCGAGCCCACCUUCGUUGAGAGCCCUCUCUUCAAGGACCAGGGUGUUGACUUCUUCGCCUCCAAGGUCGAGCUCGGCCCCAACGGUGUUGAGAAGAUCCACGAGGUUGGCCCCGUCAACGAGUACGAGCAGGGUCUCAUCCAGACCGCCCUCGGUGACCUCAAGAAGAACAUCCAGAAGGGUGUUGACUUCGUCAAGGCCAACCCUUAA
Aspergillus luchuensis is the source of this 1023-nucleotide messenger RNA. It is a transcript of the gene MDH1, whose product is annotated as malate dehydrogenase. Gene Ontology annotation, cellular component: mitochondrion; cytoplasm. Gene Ontology annotation, biological process: tricarboxylic acid cycle; malate metabolic process. The transcript has 5 exons. The coding region runs from base 1 to 1023 and encodes 340 amino acids. NCBI's taxonomy places the organism in Eukaryota, Fungi, Ascomycota, Eurotiomycetes, Eurotiales, Aspergillaceae. Gene Ontology annotation, molecular function: L-malate dehydrogenase (NAD+) activity. The record is from RefSeq and is a predicted model, not a curated record.